UUUCUAUCUUCCCUUUAUUAUUCAGAGUACCUUUUUAAAAUCUGCAAUAAUAAGAAAAUGAAAUAAAAAUGAAAUCUGAAAUGCCCUGCUUGUCAUUCAUUGUCGGGAGAUCUCCUCCUCUCCCUUCUCCCGCUUUUUGAAUAUUUUCAUUUCUUUUUUGCAACCUAGUCUAGCGGAUUUAGCCAUUUUCAUUGAACGAUGGGAUAUUUCCUUGUAUCUCUGCGGUAGCACAGCGUAAGUAGGAAUAAAAGAAAAGAGAAGAAGAGAAGAGUGUCUGUCUGUUUAGUCGGUUUUGUUCGCCGUCGUCUGCCCCUCCUCACAGCAAGCGGGUUUGUCCGCCAUCACCACAGCCUCAUCGCAUCGUCAUCGUCGUCGUUCGGGUUCUGUCCAGCGACUGAGCUCGUCUUAGUAACAAACCUCAAUCAAUCGAGCCUCAACCUCUCCCCUCUGGGUCUCUCUGCCAACUCUCGGCCAACUCUCGCCCUCGCCUACUACCAACAGCUCGAGGAACCAGGUCCAGGAACGCAGUCAAGGAACCACCCUCCUCCUCUCCCUCCUCUCCUCCUCCAGAGCAUGUACACGCUCAAGCAAGACCGCCCGCAUCCCGUCCCGCCACCACCUCCUCUCACCAUGGAUCACCUCCAGCAUGGCUAUUCCACCGCAAACCCCGUUACUCUGCCUGGUAUCCCAGAGGCUGCCAGAGCGGUUUCCACGGUUUACGAAGGCCGCAUUUACUCCCUCGAUGUCGUCCAGCAGCCCAUCCGCGCGAGAAUGUGCGGCUUUGGAGAUAAGGACCGAAGACCAAUUACUCCCCCGCCCUGUAUAAGACUGAUAGUCCGUGAUGCUUCGACCCAGAAGGAAAUUGAUAUUAACGAAAUCGACACCUCAUUCUACGUCCUGACCGUCGACCUAUGGAAUGCUGAGGGGACUAGCGAGGUCAACCUCGUCCGACACUCGGCUACCUCUCCGUCCAUCUCCACCGCUACCUCUUCUGCCUACCCUCCUCCCCAGAACAUCAUGCCCUUCCCCCAUUACGCCCAGCCCCAUGGCUACCCCCAAAGCGCAUACCAACCCUAUUACGGUGGACAGCCAGGCUACAAUCCCCAUGCCGGUUACCAAUACCCGCAUGGCGCUCCCGACCCAUACUACCAGGCCCUCCCGCCCGCAGGCGCAUACUACCCUACCGGCACGCCCGCACAGCCCCUUGCGCCGCAGUCAGCGCUGGGCCCGCACAUUUCCACUGCGUCCACGGGCAUGUUCACCCGCAACCUGAUCGGCAGCCUGAGUGCCAGUGCCUUCCGCCUGACAGACCCAGAUGACAAAAUUGGUGUUUGGUUCGUCCUGCAAGACCUCAGCGUCCGCACGGAGGGCUCGUUCCGCCUAAAAAUGAACUUUGUAAACGUCGGUACCCAAAGCCAGGCCCAGGACCAAUCCCCCGGCGGCACCCCGUCCAGCCCCGUCAUCAACGUCGGCUCCGCACCUGUACUGGCGUCUGUCUUCUCUGAUGUCUUCCAGGUGUACUCGGCCAAGAAGUUCCCCGGCGUCAUCGAGAGCACGCCACUGAGCAAGUGUUUUGCGUUCCAGGGUAUUAAGAUUCCUAUUCGCAAGGAUGGGGUCAAGGGUCCGCGUGGUGGGGGGCAGUCGCACAGUGCGAAGGGGCCUGAUGGGGAGGGGGAAGAGUGGGCGGAUGAGGGAUGACCGUAGUCAUUUCUCAUUUCAUUUCGUUUCCUCUGUUUUUUUUUCCCUUUUCUUGUUUUGUUUUCGUUGUUGGUUCAUUUUCGGGAACGGCGUUGCAGAAUGGAACCCAUACACUUUUUCACAUACUUUCUUUGCUUGUGCUUGCUUCUCCCUCCUUUUUUUUCCCUCGGGAGUCAAAAUGUCCGGUAUGAUGUAUGGUGUCCUUCCUCGCUAAUGUUCCCCCCCCCCCUUUCUCCCCCCCUUUUUUUUUCUUCUUUUUUUCU
Blastomyces dermatitidis ER-3 is the source of this 1961-nucleotide messenger RNA. Its product is annotated as VelB protein. Lineage: Eukaryota; Fungi; Ascomycota; Eurotiomycetes; Onygenales; Ajellomycetaceae. The coding region runs from base 574 to 1698 and encodes 374 amino acids. The transcript has 5 exons. The record is from RefSeq and is a predicted model, not a curated record.